AUGGAUCAGACUAACUGGGAAUCCUUCACGCCCGUCAAGUCCGACUACUUUGAAUUGAAUGAUCAGCUAAUCGACAUCAAGGCUGAAACCGAAAACGACCAGUUUCUCCUCCAACAACUCGACCACAACCUCUACGAUGGCGUGACCGAUGGCGACGGUGAUGGUAAGCAUGCGCCCAAGAAUGACGCCUUGACCAAGUUGAACGACUUUUCCUUGGAUAAUUACAACUUUGAAGACCUCAAUCACGACAUGAGCGAGUUGGGGUACCGCCAUGGCGAUGCCCCAACAGGUGGUGAUAUCGCCGGCGCUGGCGCUGGUGCGCCCCUGACGUACCGUCAUAACUCGUCGCUGGCGUUCCCGCCCACGGGAUCAGUGCAGAACACCCCCAGCAUGCUCCCUCACAAACACCAACAGCUUGUGAACCACAACCAAGUAGUAAGCUCACCCAUAUUACCGAGCCAAAACGACAAGUCAUUCAACAACCAGCACUAUUAUCAUAAGCUCAGCCGCAACAAGCUGAAGGAGGCGUUGGAAUCCAUGCCACAGCUGCAACAUAUCCGACCCGACGUGAUAUUCACGCCGUUGAUGUCCCCCCACCAUACGCCCGCCGACUCGCGCGGGAAGUUCGCGGUACAGGCGAGCUUCGAGCCGUUAACGUCGCCGGCGUUGGCAGCACAGACCCACGGCCCGUCAGACGCCGUGUCCAAGCGGCGGUCUUCGUCGCUGGUGUUCUCCACCGUGAACGAGAACAAGCCCGUGUCGUUCAAGCGUCGCACGCCCCAUGGCACGCCGAUACUCCCUAGCAACGGGUCCAGCAGUGGUGUGGAUGGUGGGACCCAUUUCGAGGGACUCCCCGAUGCGUCUAUGAGUGUGAGUAGUUCGUCUACGCCGAUGCUCCCGCCCCAGAGCUAUAAGAAAAUCGAUCCUGAGUCGUCCACCACGUCGCCGCAGAUGAUGGGCUUCACGAUGGGGAAGUUGGCUAAACAAAAACUGCAGCCACCGCCGCCUGUCGACAGUCCUCCCACGAGCUCGCGCAAACUGUCGUACGACUCGUCGCGGUCCAACGACACGUCGCCCAGUCUCGCGCCCAUGGGAAAGGAAAAGCCGUCGACGAAGAAGGCGUCGCAUAAACUAGCGGAGCAGGGCAGAAGAAAUAGAAUGAAUGUGGCGGUGCAGUCGCUUGGGCUUCUUGUGCCGCAGAAGUACCACGAGCGGGUAGCAAUUCCAUCAAAGGCCACAACGGUGGAGUUGGCUUCGAGUUAUAUCAAGGAUUUGGUGAGGGAGGUUGAGGAGUUGAAGAAGAGGAGUUAGGUAAAGGGAGAUAAGAGGAAGACGAUCUAAGACGAACCAAACCCUGAAAAACUUAACUGAAGAAGCAUCGUCCAACACAAGAGAAUAAAAUUUACUUGUCCUCAGAUCAGAGCGUAACUCAACACCCAUAGCCCCCCAGUGGUACUGCCCAUAAUAGAAGGAAUUGUGCUUAUGUAACCACCUGACUCAAUGAACGCUCUUUCCUCUUCUAAUCCCGUGCACUUGCUCUUACUAAUGGUAGCUGCAGGCGUACGGAGAACGCGCGGAAAUCGACGGAGACGUCAACUUCUAAGCAUGUGCAGGACGUGCGGCUCAUGUCUGUUUCUCCGUCUCCGUGUAUGCUUUCCUGAGAAUUAUAAAUACCUUCGGUUCCCCAGCGCUUUACAUACUUUAACUACGUAUUUUAACAUACAAUGUCCGAUUUA
Molecule: messenger RNA, 1736 nt
Organism: Yamadazyma tenuis ATCC 10573
Lineage: Eukaryota; Fungi; Ascomycota; Pichiomycetes; Serinales; Debaryomycetaceae
Gene: PHO4
Product: phosphate-sensing transcription factor
Molecular function (GO): protein dimerization activity
Source: RefSeq, a predicted model, not a curated record